AUGAAUUCAGAAUUAAAGCGUGUUUGUGUUCCGGGACCUGUGAUAGUAGGUGGUGGGCCGUCGGGGCUCGCCGUUGCUGCAUGCCUCAAGGAAAAGGGAGUCCCUUCAUUAAUACUUGAGAGAGAAGACUGUUUAGGCUCCUUAUGGAAACUGAGAUCUUACGAUCGUCUCACACUUCAUAUCCCCAAACACUUGUGCGAGCUUCCAAACAUGGCGUUUCCACCAGAAUAUCCAGUCUUCCCAACAAGGCGACAAUUCAUAAGUUAUCUAGAUGCCUAUGCUGAAUGCUUCUCGAUUAUGCCCAGGUUCGGUCAGGAGGUUAAAUGGGCUGAGUACGAUUCAACCAUGGAGUUGUGGCGGGUGCGAACCCAUGACUCGGAGUUUCUCUGCCGGUGGCUCAUCGUCGCAACCGGGGAGAAUGCAGAACCUGUGUUGCCAGAGAUUGCAGGCUUGUCGACUUACCAGGGUCGUCUCCUGCAUACUAGUUCGUAUGCAAAUGGAGCUGAGUUUAAAGGAGAGAAGGUUUUGGUCGUGGGUUGUGGAAACUCUGGCAUGGAGAUUAGCUUGGAUUUAUGCGAAAAUGGCUCCCAGACUUCGAUAGUAGUAAGAGACAAGCUGCAUGUAUUGCCCAAAGAAAUGCUCGGAAUAUCAACGUUUGGUCUUUCAAUGUCGCUGCUGAAUUGGCUUCCUAUAAAUCUGGUUGAUCGGUUCCUUCUCCUCUGUUCAUGGUUCAUCCUUGGAGAUACACAGAAAGUUGGGAUUACAAGACCCAAAAUUGGUCCCAUUGAAAUGAAGAUGACUACUGGAAAGACCCCAAUUUUGGAUGUCGGUACUCUAGCCAAAAUCAGGAGUGGAGAAAUCAAGGUACUUCCUGCAAUCUAUAGAUUCACCACCAGAGGUGCAGAGUUUGUUGAUGGCAGAGUUUUGGAAUUUGAUUCUAUUAUUCUAGCAACUGGAUACAGAAGCAAUGUACCUUCAUGGCUCAAGGAAGGAGAAUUCUUUAACAGCCAGGACGGUUAUCCAAAUAGGCCAUUUCCCCACGGUUGGAAAGGAAAGAAUGGACUCUACAGUGUGGGUUUCACCAAGCGAGGUUUGUUAGGAGCUUCUAUGGAUGCACAGAGAGUGGCAGAAGAUAUAGCACAACAAUGGAAUUCUGAAACAAAGCACAUGUUCUUUGAGCUGUGA
Molecule: messenger RNA, 1185 nt
Organism: Nelumbo nucifera (sacred lotus)
Lineage: Eukaryota; Viridiplantae; Streptophyta; Magnoliopsida; Proteales; Nelumbonaceae
Product: indole-3-pyruvate monooxygenase YUCCA2-like
Molecular function (GO): flavin adenine dinucleotide binding; monooxygenase activity
Source: RefSeq, a predicted model, not a curated record